This is a messenger RNA of Rhizophagus irregularis DAOM 181602=DAOM 197198, 1310 nucleotides long. Lineage: Eukaryota; Fungi; Glomeromycota; Glomeromycetes; Glomerales; Glomeraceae. The record is from RefSeq and is a predicted model, not a curated record.
CUUUUAACCGUCUUGAAGAUAUAACAAAAACUAUCAAUGUAUUAAAAGACUUUAAAUCAAAUAUUGAACAACUGAAUUAAAAGCAUUCCAUAGCUACUCCUCAUACCACGCCACAAGCAUCUCCAUCAACGGCAGUAUCCGUACAACCUAUGGCACAAAAAUCUAAUAAGAGAAACGGUCCUUUGAAAUAUAAUGAAAAACCUAGAAAAGCUAUGAAAUCAAAUAUUGAAGAUACACCCACUAUCACAAGUGAGGUGUAUUCCGUCAAUGUUCGUGAUUUGGCUAAUUCUAAUGAUCAUUUCGCUCCACAGCCUGCUCCUAUAUAUGCUCAACAAGGCGUUGUACUUCCAAAUGCUCCACGUACUCAUACACAUGCACCGUUAGAUCCCGUGCUUUUGAAGAAUCUUGAUGAUAUAUUCAUAAGCUUUUUACAAACCAUUUGUUCAAAUUUGGAUGCUACGGAUUCAAAGGGUGAACAAAUUCAUCAGACUUUAAUGGCAAAAAAGAUGCAAAAGUUGGAUGAAUCUCCCGACUUUCGACCAUUCAAAUUUCGAAUUCAAGCAUUUACUAACGCCUUUCAUGAAGAACUACUUCGUCAUGGAUUUAACGAAGAAAUGUUACCGUUAAGAAAAGUAAAAAAUUAUUUGUGGACGCAAAGAUAUAUUUCUCGGUUCAAUGAGGAUGGUAAAAAGGCAAAGUCCAAGGGUAAUCAUGUAUGGAAUAUUGAGGCUAAAAAAACACCUUCCGGUGGGUGGAUAUUUCGCGAGUUUACUCGCAAGAUAGCCGGAAUUCCUGAUAAGAUUGCCUAUGUCGGAACUAAAUAUACUUAUGCUCCCCGAGUUUGGGAUCCACAAGUUAAUGUAAAAUCUAUAAAAGCUGUAUUUCAUUCUCCAUGGUUACCGGAAUGGCUCCGUUGGGAAAAUAAUGUAUUGACGGGCACUCCAGAUAUGAAUUCAGAAACUUGUGAAAUCACAGCAAUUGCAAACUAUUAUCAUGGUGAUACUGUGUAUAAGCUUGAAAAAUCUUUUGUAAUUACUGUGGCACAUAUUGAUCAAUCUGAUGAGUUAAAUCUUAACUCUGUAGCUAUGGCCGAUUAUCAAUUACAAUCACAUCUUGGUUAAUCAUUUUGUAAGAGAUUAUAAAAUUUUUAGUAUAUUUGUUGAUCUAGUUAGAUUAGUUAGAAUUAGUAAGUUAUAUAUAAAUAUAUAUUUAAAAAGUAAGUAAUCUUUGGUAAACGAAACGGGAUAAAUUUGACAAACAAAGAAGUUAACUAAUGGCUGAAAAUUUGUACAAAUCUAAAUAUAAUUAAC